Molecule: messenger RNA, 741 nt
Organism: Jatropha curcas
Lineage: Eukaryota; Viridiplantae; Streptophyta; Magnoliopsida; Malpighiales; Euphorbiaceae
Source: RefSeq, a predicted model, not a curated record
AUGUCGGAUUUUACGGCUUUGAAAGCCGAAAAUGGGGCGGCAGGUGCCGCCUUGGCUUCAGGCGGCAGCUGCCGCCCAAGAGGCUGGGCUGCAGGGUGCCGCCUUGGAGUGGGGGCGGCAGGUGCCGCCCAGUCGGUGGCCGGCGGCACGGUGCCGCCCAUGCUGAGGCAGCAGGGUGCCGCCGGAGGAGGGCGGCAAGGUUGCCGCCCAGUCGGGUGGAUGGCCGGCAGGGCGGCAGGUGGCCGCCUGGCUUGGCGGCAGGGGCUGCCGCCCAAGAGGUGGGCGACAGGUGCUGCCUGGCUCGGCGGCAAGGUGCGCCCGGGAGGGCGGCAGCUUGCCGCCCUGUGGUGGGGCGGCGGCCCCGCCCCCACUGGGCGGGGGGUUGCCGACCUGGGAGCGCGGCAGCUUGCCGCCCAGUUCGGUGGGGCGGCAGGUGCCGCCCAGCGGGGCGGCAGCUGCCUGCUAGGGUCCGGCGGCAGGUUGCCGCCUGGGCCUAGCGGGCCGAUGCCGCCGGAGGCGGCGGCCCGGCCGCCAUACAACGGCGGCGGCCUUAUCGGGCCUUUCACUCCGAAGGAGCUUCGGGAGUUUCGGACCUCCGAAAAAUAUUCGCGAGGACCUGUUUCCGCGAUCCUCGCGAUAUUCCGGACGUUUUUAAGUACUAUAUUGGCAGAUUCUCUUCCAGUAAAUGUCAAAAAUGGCUUUUCGGUUUCUCGGCCGUACUGUUUGCAGUCCGGCAUUUGA